This is a messenger RNA of Monosiga brevicollis MX1, 2316 nucleotides long. RefSeq lists its product as uncharacterized. Gene Ontology annotation, biological process: protein phosphorylation. Bases 1 to 2091 code for a protein of 696 amino acids. NCBI's taxonomy places the organism in Eukaryota, Choanoflagellata, Craspedida, Salpingoecidae. The record is from RefSeq and is a predicted model, not a curated record. The transcript has 17 exons. Gene Ontology annotation, molecular function: ATP binding; metal ion binding; protein tyrosine kinase activity.
AUGGAGGCGACGACGGCGGUGGCCAGUGCCUUUGAUCAGGAUGAUGCCCCGCCUCCGUAUGCUUGCGAUGGGCCGGACUUGGAAAAGCCUGGUGCCGCUUCGAUGAGGCAGCCUGGCUUCACGGCCACGCCCGCACCCGGUCUGGCGCCCACACUCGCGCCCGUGCCUACGCCCGCGCCUGCCCCAGCACACGCCAUGUAUCCAGCCUUCAACUCAGCGCAGGGCUUUCCGGCCAUCCCUCAAAACAUGACCAUGGCACCUCAAAUGAACCCAAUUGCAGCUAAUGGCCAACUUGUCAUGUUGGAGCUGCCUCGGCAACAGUGGGAGCCCGAUGAGGCACGACAAGGCUGUAAUCUCUGCGAAAUGCGCUUCACCUUUUUCAAGCGCCGCCAUCACUGUCGUCUGUGUGGUAUUUUGGCGUGCGAGGCUUGCUCAGGGCGGCGCCACCCACUGUAUGCCUCCACCCGCAUUUGCAAGCGUUGCUACAGCACAGUCAUUGCCAAGGCCGCAGGCCUGCAUGGCAUGGAUUGGUAUCAUGGGCCAGUCAGCCGCUCGUUGGCCGUGGUGCGCCUGACUCAUGAGCUGGCGGCAAACGGCGACUUUCUGGUGCGCGAGUCCAGCAGCGUUGAUGGCUUUGUCUGCAUCUCAAUCCGUGUUGCUCCUGAUAGCAUUCAGCAUAUCCUGAUUCGUGGUUCAGCAGGGCAGUGGAUGACACAGCGAGGCGGCACUGCGUACCCCACGAUCCAAAAGCUGAUUGAACGCAUGAUGGAGUCUCAAAUGAUCAAGCGCCCUGCAGCAGUCUUGGAUAGCCAUGGCCGUCCCGUAGCGAUUAUCGACUCCUGCCCAAGCUGCGAUUUUGCUCUCCCCGAUCGCCUUGCUCGGAAUGCCGCUGAUGACCAUCCUUUUUGCCCCAAUUGCGGCACGCGACUGCGAUCAACGCAAGCACACCUCGAGACGUAUGCCCUCUACGAUCAUGAUGACGCUGGAGGUGUAACUGCCUCAGCGCCGCAAGAGGGCAUGUACAGCGAGCUUGAUGACAAUCGUGUCAUCACCAAUGUGCCAGAGCCCGUUUCGGUGCCAAUUCACGAGCCCGCGGGAUCUGCUGUGGAAGCUGUGGGGGCGACGGAAGCUCCUGCGUUCAGCCCAACUCCGGUGACAAAUCCCCUGCCGCAACCAGCUCAAGCGCCGGCCACCCAACCGCAAUCGGUGCCCGGCGGCUAUUCGCUGCCACCCGUGGCGAAUCUUCAGCAAGUGCACCCAAACUGGCAGCAAGAUGAGCGGCUUCGACUACUCAGCCCGCUCAUCUUGAACCGUGCCGAGUUGAGUUUCCGGUUCGGCUCACUUGGCAAAGGCGCCAGCGGCAACGUGAAACCCGCCACCUUCCGUCAAGAAGCGGUUGUCAUCAAACAGGCACAUGAAGGCUGGGAAGAUGCCAUCUUGCACGAGGCAAUUUGCCUCUCCGGGUUGCACCAUCCGCGUGUCGUGAAGAUGAUUGGACUUCUUCUUGACCAUCCCCGUCCAGCCUUGGUCAUGGCUGAAGCUCAGCAAGGCUCCCUCUCAAGAUAUCUGGAGAAGACCUCCGUCAAGAAGGUGACGCCGCAAGUGCGCCUCAAGUUUGUGACUCAGAUCUGCGAAGCGCUCGAGUUUCUGGCCUCGCGAACAAUCGCGCACGGCGAUCUGGCUACCCGUAACGUACUUUUGAACAGCAAUACCGAUUGCAUUCUUGGUGAUUUUGACCUGGCAUCAUGGCAGGGCUCAGUGCGCAAGGACUACGCCGAGCGCAUUGCCGUGCGUUGGAUUGCACCCGAGUUAUUGUUCAAGACCGCUCUGCCCACACCCUGCUCUGAUAUGUGGAGCUACGGCGUGACGUGCUGGGAAAUCUACAGCCAUGGAUCAAAGCCGUACGGCAAGAUGAGCCUGAAUGAUGUCCGAGCUGCUUUGCACGCUGGCACGGCCCGCCUCGCUCCACCCCAACACAUUGAAGAGGGGGCGUGGCAUACGCUGUUUGCCCCGUGCUUCCUUCCUCCAGCUUCGCGCGUGACAGCGACAGCGAUGCGCCACAUCUUGUCGACUGUCACCCUUCCCAAGUGAAGGCCCGGUGCGGCAAUUUCAACGAACAUGUUUCGCAUUGAUUCAGAUGAUAACGAUACUUGUAGUGAUACGACGCCCUUGUGUUGUAGUUGUUCAUAUUGCUGGUGAGGACCGCCGCCAGCAGUGAGUGGUGAAAGUAUAGUCGUGGAGAGAGCGAGCUGUCCUCAGUGGCAAGUCGAUCACUUGCUUAUACCCCUAGCCAAGUUCAAUUAACAUGAAAAUUUC